AUGCCGUCCUCAUCUCUGUCUAUACCAGCGCGUCUCGGCCCGGAGGAGGUCGUGGAUGAUCCCCACAUGGGCUUUGGCAGAUUCAAACCGGCAGCGAAAUUGACUCUGAUGCGAUAUCUUCAGGACCUUCAAGAUGCCGAGAUUCCUACUAGUCCGGUUCCGCCAAAGUAUCAUACUGGACGGCUACCGAACGGCAAACCUGGAGACGGAAAGCCACGGCUAUUGCUGAUGGGCCAGAGAAGGAGUGGCAAAUCAUCAAUAUCAAGCGUAGUGUUUCACAAGCUACCGCCGAGCGAGACGCUUUACCUUGAGACGACCACCCGCAUCAAGAAAGAGUCUAUGCACUCAUUCAUGGACUUCCAAGUCUGGGACUUCCCCGGCCACUUGGACUACUUCGACCCCGCCUUCGACGUCGAUAACAUCUUCGACGAAAUCGGCGCGCUCAUCUGGGUCAUCGAUGCUCAAGACGAGUAUCUAGACGCCAUCAACCGGCUCAACACCACUAUCCUCAACCUGCAGCACUCCUACCCGAACAUCCUCGUGGAAGUCUUCGUCCACAAGGUCGAUGGCCUGUCCGACGACUACAAGAGCGACACGUUCCGCGACAUCAUCCAACGCGUGCAGGACGAGCUCUCGGACGCCGGCUACGAGAACCCGCCCGUGAGCUAUUACCAAACCAGCAUAUACGACCACUCCAUCUUCGAGGCAUUCAGCAAGGUCAUCCAGAAGCUGAUACCGCAGCUACCGACGCUUGAAUCACUGCUCAACAGCCUCUGCGCCAACUGCCGGAUAGAGAAGGCGUAUGUUUUCGAUGUGUUGAGCAAGAUCUACAUCGCUACAGACACGUCACCAACCGACAUUGGCAGCUACGAGAUAUGCUCAGACUACAUCGAUGUUGUUGUUGAUGUCAGUGAAAUCUACGGAUGGGACCGCCCUUCCGAGAACGGUAACGUGGACGAAGCAAUUGAGGAGACGGGUAACAAUGACGCGGAGAGCCUGAUCACUAUGGAGAGGAAGGGGAACAACUACCUAUACCUCAGGGAGAUCAACAAGUGA
This is a messenger RNA of Coniosporium apollinis CBS 100218, 1056 nucleotides long. RefSeq lists its product as uncharacterized. NCBI's taxonomy places the organism in Eukaryota, Fungi, Ascomycota, Dothideomycetes. Gene Ontology annotation, cellular component: fungal-type vacuole membrane; Gtr1-Gtr2 GTPase complex; nucleus. Gene Ontology annotation, molecular function: GTPase activity; GTP binding. The record is from RefSeq and is a predicted model, not a curated record. Gene Ontology annotation, biological process: positive regulation of TOR signaling; regulation of autophagy; cellular response to amino acid stimulus. Bases 1 to 1056 code for a protein of 351 amino acids. The transcript is spliced from 3 exons.